GUACCACCCGAUUUUUGGGCUGUCCCAGCAGCCAGCAUGUCGAGCUAGUCACGAUCAGGUAUGCAGCGUGGUACUUUUAGAGCGCUGCGUGUGGUGAUUGUCCGCAACAAGCUACCCAGAUAAGAAAGUCGAUGGGUGUAUUUUCGUUUAUCACGAGGAGCUGGUAUGCUAGUACAUGUAGUACGGUGGAAAUUUACGGAUUCGUUUGGCACAGCUAUCUGCAUGGCCAUAUGGGUUGGCAGGUAGAAUGUCGAACAGGGCACAGCAGAGGAUGGUGAAGCAACUAGCACUGAUGUAGUUCAUGAACAGUGAAGCUGUUCUGGUCCGAAUAUCUCAAGCUAAUUCUGCUCCAACGCCAAUGGCCUAAUAAUAAUUAUUGUUAUUACAAGCCUGAUUACCCGCAAAAAGUAAGUUUGUUGCUGAAAAGAAGUAGGUAUACUCCGUCGCGUAGAUCGGUGACGCAGGAUUGCCGAGUUCAAGUGGCUGCACUUUGACGGACUGUGGACCAUCGCAUACUAACUGCAUUUCGUAGAACACUGCUGUGCACCUUCUCGGCUGAGUGGAUCCGGUCGUCGUUAGACACACCAGUAACAAAAUACAGUGACUGUGCAGUCUGUCGGUGCACUUAUCACGUCGUUAGUACAGUUAGCACUUGGAUCGCGUCGCCCUCUCACUCAGCUCUUUGCCUUUGGUCCAGCGUGCUGACUUGCUUCCGUGCCGCCUCGACGUAGAUCUACUUGUAGUGGUCAUCGUCUGUAGUAUUAGCCUUCGCCAUGAUUUAGCGCUGGUGACACUCGUGCUCUGUACUGGGCCGGUUGUCCGUGCCACAGCCAGGCGUGGCUGUAUGUCCUGGCUGGGCUAGCUGCUGCCGUCAAAGCUCAACAAGACCAGGGCGUUCGCGUGAUGAGUGGCCAGGUCACUGUGCACUCGACGACCUCCUCGGAUCUCUGCAAGCCGGCCAAGCACCUGGUGCGCAAAAAGAGGACAUCUCGCAACUGUGGAACAUUCAGUUGCUGGUGGUUGGUGUUGCUGGUUGCUGUGAGCUGUGCAGUGUCCAGCUCAACACAUACAGGAAGUACUGAUGAUCAGCUGGUUGACCGGAUAUGUACCUCGCAGAAGAAAGUAGUGGAAUUCUUCAGCAAAAUCAAGCUUGCCAAAGAUGAGAGUGAUAUGUUCUGUGGUAAAAAUGCAUCGCGGUGUGCAGAUGUUUGUAAGAGUGAUCCUGGCGACCUUACAAUCAACUUCACUGAGUUCCGGUUCCACGCAGAGUUUGCGGUGGAGAAUGCUCACCUCCUCUCAAGUCUCAUUGCAGACAUGCGCCCAGUGAACACCAUUUGGCCAAAAGGCGAUGACAGUUUUAUCAACCACAGAUGCAACCAGCUGGAAACUACAAACUUCUUUCGUGAGGGAAAUAUAUUGUUUGCUACAAGAGCAAGAAGUAGUGCUCUGACUGACAAUAUCUUUGCUGUAGGAGGCUGUUUGGGCAAUGGUGUGUACACUGGAAGUGAGUGUUUCUAUUUCCCUCGGAAUCUAAGUAUUGAUGAGGGAGAAAAUGGUCACCAUAUCAGUACCUUACAUAGAGUGUCCGACGAUGCUGAUGCGCCGGCGUGGUACGAAACAGCCAAGGAAUUUCUUCAAAAUUCCAGCAUCCAAAAGACAGAUGCAUGGCUGGGUGGAGAGUGCAGACGCCUUUGUCCUCGUGGCAACUUGACGCUACUGGAAUCCGCCGAGAGCUGUGAAAUCCCGGAUGAUGUCGUUUGCCCAGUACACACAAGGUACACUGACUCUCUAUGGGUAAACCCAUACUUCGACUGUGAUCUUGGUUUUACCUGGAUGGUAACCUAUGCAGCACCAGUGGCAGUGUACCACAACAAAACAGUACACUAUCUGGGAAUGGCUGGAAUUGAUAUUGAUCUUGGGAGGAUACAGAUCAGCCAAUGCUCUGCCAACAUAGCGAACUUUACAGGUGCAAACGUGUUUGCAGACACAAACAUGUGUGAUCUGGCUACGUCACAGUGUCAAACCGUCAUUGACACGAACGAUUUUAAACUACGCGAUGGUUACUAUGUGUGCAAGUGCAAGGAAGGUUUCUACUACCCUCAUUCUAACAACUCUGAAUCCAUCAGUGGAUUUCAGCUGUCGGAGAGAGUGCACAAUUUGAGCGCUAGUUCAUGCGAGGCAGGUAUUCGCGCUGAGCUGCAGUACUUCAAGUGCGAGAAGUGUCCCAAUCGCUGCCGGACAUGCACAUCCAGCCAGGACGAUUGUCGCUACAAGACAAAGCUAGCUAUCGUGCUUCCGUUUCACAUUGUCAAUGGUCUAGCAGUGGUCCUCAUCGUCGCAUUGCUCAUCUAUGUCAUUGUAAAACGGAAGGAGGCCCCGAUUAGGUCGGCAAGCUGGCAGUUCUUGGUGGUGAUUCUGAGUGGCUGUUUGUUGGCAUUUGCUGGUCUAUUUGGAGAGAGCCAGGCAUCGAAAGUGACAUGUAUCAUGUUCCACUGGACAGUUGAAGUUGGCUUUGCCCUGAGCUAUGGUAGCAUACUGCUAAAAAGCUGGAGGAUUGAGCAAAUCUUCAGCAACAAGGCCAUGAUCAAACCGCGUGGUAAGACACGACUGAAGAACAACGACCUAGCACUGUAUCUGGUUGUGUUCGUUUUGCUAUUCUGUAUUGUGUUGUCCAUCGCCACGAGUGCUGAUCUUCUGGCAGUCGAAGAAGACAAGGAGAUCAUUGACCACCAGCCCUACUACUUUGAUCGCUGCAACGAUAAGAGCUUCAAGUACUUCACGCUAGCAGUUCAUUUGACUGUAGUAUUGUUUAAUAGUUUCCUGUGCUUCAAGCUUCGACGAGUCCUGAAUGACUAUGCGGAGAGCCGGGAGAUCUCCAUCAUUGUCUACCUGUCGAGCCUGAUUGAAAUUUUGGCGUUUGUUGGCAAGGCGGUGCUGGAGACCACACCUGAUAUUCAGUAUGCAGUGCGGUCUCUGGAGGUGUUCUUCCAGUUUGGAGUCAUGGCGGCCGUUCUCUACUUGCCCAAAGUUCGGCGGGUCGAGUGGCCAACCAAGGAGGAGCUAACACUCAGCAAGGCCACUACAGCUCAGAUGCGUUUGAUGCGCAGCACCAGCGCUACAGCGCUCCGUCGCCGCGGCACAGUCUCGCUGGACUCGGUGCAUCGCGACAGCGUCCUGGACUGGGCACAGCAGCACCCAGACUCUGCGCUGGGACAUGCGUUUUCAAUGAAAGGCGGCGAGCGACGCCGUCUCGCCAGUGAGUACUCUGCGUAUGGUUCAAAGCCAUCUCUACGCGGCUUGAACGGGUAUAUGGGUAGCUCUGACUUUUCACUGCCACGCAAAUCCACAGGCAGUGGUGAUGGUCGACCAAUGAGAACCUACCGUUCUCAGUCGUUAGCACUGUCGUCCGGAGGAAGCUUUCUAUCGCCACGUGACUUUCCGAGAUCAUCUGGCGUGUCAUCAUCUGUCGGAAGGAGUUCCAUAGGCUCGUUCGGAUCCAUCUCCGAGGCUUCUGAGAAUCCACCCAUCAGUCCCCUCUGCCCUCUUUCUCCCACCAGUAUCACGACUAAUGAAGACGUCAUUGUCUUUCCAGCCUGCACUAGCAGUGCUGGCUUGAGCUCACUCACAACCAAUAGCUUUGAGCUGGAGCGGCGUCACAGCACACCUGCAAACGUUGGCGUCUGCUCCAGUAAAAGCAGUGGCCCGGCUGUCAUUGUGACCACCCAGAUGAAAACUAUGGCUACCUCACCGACCUCGCGAUACAGUGAUGUGCAAGAGGUGGAUGAAUCAGAACUAGUGUUGCCGUCGGUGAAGAUUACAGUGACCGGCACUCAGGAUAUGGAGGAGGCCAUAGUGUGAUUGGUGCGAUUUGCUCUGCAAACUGACCAGGUAAGCACCAGAAGUAUUUCUGCUGAGAGCCAACGCCUAUCAUAUCAUAAUAUAUUGCUGUUUUUAGUUCUACAAGUUCUAGCUAUGUCAUGGUUGUUCAUAGCUGUUAUAUGUCAUGGUUGUUCAUAGCUGUUAUCUGCUUUCAGAGUACUGCACACCGAUAUAUUCACACUACCGUUGCAAUCUCUGAGAACAUUUGAUUGCGCUUGAGUUGAGCACGUAAUUUCAUCUUUUUUCCCUUUGCGGAAAAGGGCUUGCCAGUUGAGUGGAAGUUGAGACCAAAGCUAGCCGUUAACUAACUGAUGCGGUUUGUCUAAUCUAAAUUACCAGUAGAUUCAUGUACAGACCGGUCGCAGUCUUCACGCUAAUAAAUAAUGGUUUCCACUUGACUACCCUGAUACGACUAUACCCAAUACCCACUACCAGGGCUCGGAUUUCUAUUAUAGUUUUAUAGAGCUGAAGAUUUCAUGCAUCUGUGGUUAUCAAAAUAGAGUAUUUUUUGUGGAUGCAGUGAGCCUGCCAUGCUUAUUGAUUAUCUCACAGUUUAUCAGAAAACACCUUCUAUUGUGGUACUACAUUAGUAGAUGAAAACUAUUGAAUUUUUUGAUCUGUUUCUGUGUUUUUCGCUCUGAAAUUUUGAUCAAUUUUCGAACAUAAUUAUGGGUCCAUGACCUAUGGGACCGUGAUCACAUUGU
Sycon ciliatum is the source of this 4583-nucleotide messenger RNA. RefSeq lists its product as uncharacterized. Gene Ontology annotation, molecular function: G protein-coupled receptor activity. Bases 904 to 3858 code for a protein of 984 amino acids. The record is from RefSeq and is a predicted model, not a curated record. Gene Ontology annotation, biological process: G protein-coupled receptor signaling pathway. Gene Ontology annotation, cellular component: membrane. NCBI's taxonomy places the organism in Eukaryota, Metazoa, Porifera, Calcarea, Leucosolenida, Sycettidae. The transcript has 2 exons.